Paramacrobiotus metropolitanus is the source of this 1713-nucleotide messenger RNA. RefSeq lists its product as uncharacterized. The transcript is spliced from 6 exons. The record is from RefSeq and is a predicted model, not a curated record. The coding region runs from base 352 to 1443 and encodes 363 amino acids. Lineage: Eukaryota; Metazoa; Tardigrada; Eutardigrada; Parachela; Macrobiotidae.
ACAAAGCUUAUGAUCUAAUCAAAUAAAACUUCAGAAUUAAAACUUUAACAGAAUCUAUUUCAAGUAUUUGAAGUUAUUAUAAAGACUUAUAAAGAAAAAAGUCGUAUGGACAUGAUAGUAUGAUAAUAGAGUCAUAAAGUUCUUGAAAUGGAGUCUGGAUGUCAAAGCCCGAUUUUAAUGUUGUGAUUAAAGCCUCUUGACUCCUUGAUUGUCACACUGUUUAAUACUGUGUGUUUCAUGCGUGACAGCGAACUGCAGAGUGCAGACGCCAGAAAAUUUAUGUGAGAGCUUCCCCCCAACUGAUCUGGUCACAGCAGCUGUGCCACGGUGCGGAUUAGUGGGUAGAAAAUUAUGGACCCCUCCUCCACGGAACCCUUGGAUUUGUGCGGCGUCAGUUUUGACGAGAGCUACCGUAACGUCCUGGAAACCCGCGAAGAACUGGAGUUGCUGCUGCCUGCAGCGCUGGAUUUGGCGGGGAACCGCGAUGAACUGCUGCGACUGUCCAUGACGGUGAAUAAGAUGCUUCAGUCGUGCGGGACCAUCCGGAGGGAAAUCCUUAGCAGAAUUGUCCAGAUAGACCAUAACAGUCGUGAUGCCCCCUCCCGUCUGCCAUCCACCAUGGUCCCCACCACACGCUCCUCACCGGUUACCGUGCACUCAGCCAGUAAUUUUACUCAACCGCCGUCAGCCGCAGCAGUCCCCGUCCAAUCCGCUCCCAGUGUGCCUUUGGGAACCGCGCGUUCCACGAUGAGCAGUGUUCCCGCGCCUGCUUCCUCACGUUCCAGUUCGGUUACGCACGCUAAAUCCCCCAUGUCCGCACCCGAUCAGGCCGGCCAGUGCAACGGGGAAACGGCGCUCAAUGGAUCCACUGGCGCGUACUCGGAUGUGCUGGAUCUCGGCAAGAUUAAACCGCUGCCGGUUAAUGGACUCAGCGAAGAAAUGCUCGACGGUCUCCCUAUAAUGCGAGUGUGGUUCCCCUUCUUGAAUCCGGCAACCACUCCAGAAUCGCUGCAAGCCGGACUGAGAGCCCUCGGUUACGUUGUGAAGAAUAUGGAGCUGUAUCGCUGGCAAAAUAACAAAUUCCGCGGUUGUGGUUGGGUGGAAUUAAACAGAGCACAUCACAUAUGGGAAUUGAUUGGGCGAUCCGAUGUGGUUAUCGACGGAUGGAUUGUUACGCCGAAACUCCGCAUUGAAGAGAUGGAAAUCCCGCACGUAAACGGCAUAGGACCGGAAGACAUCCAGGAAACGUUGGAUCUGACACCAAGAGAUAUUUUUGGACGAGAUUUAUCGGAUCCGGAGGAUCUGGAGGCCUACCAGUGUCUACAGCUGUUUAUGUUGAACAACUGGCUGCCGGUUACGCAUCCACAGGACAGCUACACGCAGCGACGAGCAAAGGAAUUGCCUUUCGAAUCCGAUGAGGCUGGUUUGAAUCAUAGUGAAUAGAAGAAUGAAGAAAGAGAAUUUUGGGCUUGGUUACUUCAUUGUACAGAUUUACCGUUUGCUCCUGGGCCGAACUGUCCUGGAUCUUUUGCACAAGACUGGUUAACGCUUUUGUUCGAUUUUCAUAAUAUUCGUUAAAAUGCAUUUUUUAGACUGUGGUUUAGACUCGUGAUAAAAUGUGUGCAAAACAGGUUUUGCCUUAUAAGGCCUGUUUUUGGCUGGAAUUUACUCGAAAUCUGGGUUGUGAACCUUGCAUAAAUAUUAAAAGGUUUG